AUGUCAUCAAACACAAAAGAUUACAAAUUACUGAUUGAAGAGGAUAAUGCCAACAUUACAACAUACCAACCACCCUUAAUCUCCAUGAAAGAUAAUCUUUCUUAUAUAUCAUCAUUGGCAGCAACGGGAAUACUUCCAAUUUUAACCUAUUGUGCUGCUA
Messenger RNA from Dentiscutata heterogama, 160 nucleotides. The record is from the annotation of a GenBank genome assembly. Lineage: Eukaryota; Fungi; Glomeromycota; Glomeromycetes; Diversisporales; Gigasporaceae.